Salvelinus namaycush (lake trout) is the source of this 16882-nucleotide messenger RNA. RefSeq names its product histone-lysine N-methyltransferase 2C-like. The transcript has 58 exons. Gene Ontology annotation, cellular component: nucleus; MLL3/4 complex. Gene Ontology annotation, biological process: positive regulation of transcription by RNA polymerase II. Gene Ontology annotation, molecular function: histone binding; transcription coactivator activity; histone H3K4 methyltransferase activity. The coding region runs from base 1 to 15123 and encodes 5040 amino acids. Lineage: Eukaryota; Metazoa; Chordata; Actinopteri; Salmoniformes; Salmonidae. The record is from RefSeq and is a predicted model, not a curated record.
AUGCCCCCUUCCCACACCCCCAUGCCCCCUCCCCACACCCCCAUGCCCUCCAUGGUGAGGGCUUUGUGGUGGAAUGUGGGGCGUACCAGAGGUAGAGUGGUUGUGGAGGAGGAGGACAGCAGCAUGGACGGGACGGAGGCAGCCGCCUCAGAGAGCCCCCCUCAGGACACAACAGAUACACCAACCCAGCAGCCGGUGGAGAGUGUGGAGGUGGGGGCCACUGAAGGACCAGGGGAGGGGGAAGAGAAGCCCUCUUCUCCCCAGGUCCAGAGCCCUCAGACUGGUGAAGCAGCGGAGCUUUCUGGUUCUAUCACCAACAAAGGAGUUAAAAGCAGUGAGCAGCUCUGUGCCUUCUGUUACUGUGGCGGCCGCAGUCUGCUGGGUCAGGGGGAUCUCCGAGUGUUCGACUCCUCGCCUGGACACGAGCGCAAUGCGACAGGAGGAGGAGGAGGCCAGGCCAACGACCACAGCAAGGCCAGCAAAGGAUACGGCAGAGAUGACAGCGGUGUUGACAGAACCACUCAGCCCAGCGAUGCAGCCGGAGAUGCCAGCUCAGGACAGAGGGGCACACAGAAUGGAGCUGAGAGCCAUGGGGAGUUACCAGACCCAGAGAAGGCCAGCAGGUUGUGGGAUGAGCUGGCUCACGUGGGCCUCCCAGGAGAUGUGGACGUCCAGUCUUUCUUUGAGGAGUCGGGGCAGUGCUUGGCGCAUCACUCUUGUGCGUUGUGGUCACAGGGUGUGUGCGAAGGCGAGGGACAAUCACUGCUCAACGUGGACAUAGCCAUCGACUCAGGGAGCACAGAGCACUGUGCAUACUGUAAACGCCUUGGAGCCUCCAUCAAGUGCUGUGCUGAAGGAUGUGCUCGACUGUACCAUUACCCCUGCGCGGGGGCGGCUGGGACUUUUCAGGAUAUCAGGAGUCUCUCCCUCCUCUGUUCAGAUCACAUAGAACUGGCCAUCAGCAGAUUUCCAGACGACUCUAUCUGUGCACUGUGUGACAGCCCCGGGGAGCUCCCUGACCAGCUCUUCUGUACCAGCUGUGGGCAGCACUACCACGGGGCCUGCCUGGACAUGGCUGUGACUCCGCUGAGGAGGGCCGGCUGGCAGUGCCCCGAGUGCAAGGUCUGCCAGACGUGCAAGAACCCGGGUGAGGACGAUAAGAUGUUGGUGUGUGACAUGUGUGACAAAGGCUACCACACCUUCUGCCUGCAGCCGGCCAUAGAUGACAUCCCUACCAACGGAUGGAGGUGUCAGAACUGCCGAGUGUGUAUCCAGUGUGGUACAAGGACGAGCGGUCAGUGGCACCACACAAGCCUGCUGUGUGAGAGCUGUGUCCAACAUCAGGACCCCGCCCUUACCUGUCCACUAUGUGCCUGUAUCCUGGACCCUGAGCACCAAAAAGACCUGCUCUCCUGCCACAGCUGUAAAAGAUGGCUCCACCUGGAGUGUGAGCGCCAGUCGUCAGGCCAAGCAGACAUCCAGCCCAGCCAGGGCUAUGUGUGUUCAAGCUGCAGGCCUACUGGAUCACCACCACAACAGGCCCCACUGCAGGCAGAGGAGGAGGCAGAGGAGAUGGACACAGGAGGCCUAGAACUGAGCCCACAGGCUGCUAUUCAGAUGCACACAGAAUCAGAACCGGUUGUUCCAACGCACACGGAUCUAGAACCUGGCGCUAAGCAACUGAGGUCUCCUUCUCCAAUGCACAACGACCCAGAAACGCAAUUACAACCCGUUCCAAUGCCCACAAAUGCAGAACCAGAGCCUAUCCAAGCCACCAACACUGUCUGUGAGAACGCCCUUGAUGAUAGGCAGCCACAGCAGGCUACAUCAGACCAGCAGCCUGGUGUGUCAGUGGAAGCUGCUGCUGUUGAGGGGGUGGAGCAAGAGACUGAGGUGUCUGUCAACAAAGACCGGAGCCAAUUACAUACAGAAAUGCAACCAGCAGCAGAGACCCUGAUCACUUCAAAAGAGAGUCCUGAGUCUCCCAGGUUGAACAAGCAGGAGCCUGAGCAGCCCAUACAUCUGCCAACCCAGACUCUAGCAGAGCCAGAGCAGCCACAGGAUAUGACAACAGGAAUGACCAAGUCAGCAAACACAGACCCCUCUUCUGAAAAGAGGGUGGUCAAACCCAGACCCAGCACAGAGGACAUCAAGGCCUUGACCCCACCCACCACCACCACCACCAAAGAACCUAGUACUGCAUCCGUAACCAUCAAGAAAGAACCCAUGGAGGCCUCAGCCUCUGAGCCUUCAGAAGUGGAACAGGUUGAAGGUCCUUCAGGUCUGGAGACUGCAGCAAAGGAGGCUUGGAGGGAGAAACAAAUGUCUGGGAUUCUGACUGAUGGGGUUUCGACGGUGGCCUGUGCCUUGGAAGAGAUGGACACCACCCCUGAGACUGAGAGCAAGCCUAACCUUUCCCGCCUCAGCCCCCCCAUCAAUGAUAAGCCCUACAAGACAUCUAUGGAAAGACUGGCAGAGAUGGCUGCCUCCCCUACCCACUCCUCCCCUAGGAACAGGGGUCCCUCUCCCAGGCAGCCUCCCCAGCCCCACCACCCCCACCCUACCCUGGGGGAAAACGGCAGCAGCUUCUCCUCCACCACCCUCAUACCACUCACCCCUAAGAUUGGCAUGGGCAAGCCAGCUAUCUCCAAGAGGAAGUUCUCCCCAGGCAGACCCAGGGUGAAGCAGGGCGCAUGGCAUGGGAGCCCCCAUAGCAGUGUGAGCUCUCCCUCCUGGUCCCCAGACCAGCCAGAGGGGUGGGACGUCUCAAAUACCAGGCAGCUCUCCUCCGGCUGCGGUAGCCCCGGGUGGAGCAUCCGAGUGGGUCGAGGGUCAGGCUUCCCUGGGAGGAGGCGACCCAGAGGGGCGGGGCUGUCGGGCAGAGGAGGGCGGGGCCGAGCCAGGGGGAAGAACGGAGCCAGUCCCACAGUCAACCCGGGGGUGACCUCCAUGGAAUCACCAUACCAGGUAAAGGAAGAAGAGGAGAAUGCCAUGCAUAACACUGUGGUCAUAUUCUCCAGCAACGACAGUUUCACAUUGAAACAGGACAUGUGUGUGGUGUGUGGGAGUUUUGGUCUGGGUGCUGAGGGUCGUCUCCUGGCCUGUGCCCAGUGUGGGCAGUGCUACCACCCAUUCUGUGUUGGCAUCAAGAUUACCAAGGUGUUGUUGAAUAAAGGCUGGCGCUGUCUGGAGUGUACGGUGUGUGAAGCGUGCGGCCAGGCCACCGACCCGGGCCGUCUGCUGCUGUGUGACGACUGUGACAUCAGCUACCACACCUACUGCCUGGACCCUCCGCUGCAGAACGUUCCCAAGGACAGCUGGAAGUGCAAAUGGUGUGUGUCCUGUACUCAGUGUGGUGCCACCUCGCCAGGCCGGAGGUGUGAGUGGCAGAAUAAUUACACCCAGUGCGCCCCCUGUGCCAGCCUGGCAACGUGCCCCUUCUGUCUCCAGGACUACAGCGAAGGCGAGAUUGUGGUGCAGUGCCGCCAAUGCGACAGAUGGAUCCAUGGUUCCUGCCAGGGUCUCCAUGCGGAAGAGGACGUGGAGAAAGCAGCAGACAGCAGCUUUGACUGCACCAUGUGCCGUGUCCACAAGACCUCCAAGGUGUCCAAGGCCAGAGACUCCAUUGAGCCGGCAGUUAUGACGCAAGUUGUCACAAAGGCUAAAGAAAUGGACUUGGCGAGAACGUACACUCAGGACGGUGUGUGUCUGACGGAGUCGGGCCGGUGUCAGCUCCAGAGCCUGUCGGCCCCUGCGUCGCGGCGUAGGAAACCCAAGCCCAAGCUGAAGCUGAAGAUAAUCAACCAGAAUAGUGUAGCGGUGCUGCAGGCCCCCCUGGACCUGCUGUCAGAACACUCCCGGGACGAGGACAUGGAGGACCACAGAGAGACGGACCUCUCUCUGGACUGCGAGGGGAAGUCUGACUCGAGCCCGGAGCGAGAGCCAGCAGAAGACAAGUCCAAGGGGGCCGACGACAGCAAGAAGAGGAAGAGGAAGCCGUACCGGCCGGGCAUCGGUGGCUUCAUGGUGCGCCAGCGGAGCCGUCCAGGUCAGGGCCCAGGCAAGGCCAAACAAUCCCUGAGCAGGAAGGAUUCCUCUGGCUCUGUUUCUGAACCCCCCACAGGAAAGGAGGAGGGCUGGGGAGAGGUGCUGCCUGACACCCCUUUGGAACAGACUCCCCCUGGGCUAGAGGCCCCAGAGAAGAUCAAGAAACGCUACAGGAAGAAGAAAACCAAGCUAGAGGAGGCCUUUCCCACCUACCUGCAGGAGGCGUUCUUCGGUAAGGACCUGCUGGAUAAGAGCAAGCAGAGCAGGCAGCAGGCGGUGGAGUCUGGCCUAAUGGAGGAGGGCCAAGCAAGGGCCGGAGCCGCGCCCCAGAGGGACAGGAAGCAACCCACCACCAGCUUCCUGGACCCCUCCUCGGACCCCCUCCUCAGUGUGACCUCGGGCACGUCCAGACCCACCAGACCACCAGGACCUCAACCUCUAGUGGAUCUGUCUGAGGUUCUCAACACGGAUGCAGAUCUCCUGGGAAUGCUGGGGAAACAGACAGGUGACUCUGCUGGUCUGGACAUUGGACCCCUGACAGACAGCUCCCCAGCACAGUCUCAGUCCGGCCGGAGGCCACUCCGUACGCUCCCAGAUGAACAUCUGGACGGGAUCCUCAGUCCAGAGCUGGAGAUGGUUGACGAAUCGAUUCUCAGCAAACUCUACAAAAUACCAGAGCUGGAGGGGAAGGACGUGGAGGACCUGUUCACUGCCGUCCUGAGCCCCAGCCAUCCACCACAGCUGCCUCACCCCCACUGCCCACCUGGAGCCAGCCUGACACACCCUCAUGCAGGGAAUGCCAUGUUUCCACGGAUGCCAAUGAUAAACGGGCUGAUGGGACCUAACCAACGAUUCCCUCUGAAUCCGUCCCAUCCCGGAGCAGAUCCAUGUAUCCCAGAUAACUUCUCCCCCCUCCACCGCAUGCCUUUCACUGAUAAUCCAAGGGACAGGAAGUUUAAUCAGAUGGCCAGAGAGGCAGUGGGUUCGUGGCAGGGGGGUCCUGGUCCUGUCCACGGUGGCCCAGGCCCCACCCCUCUUCCUGGGGCUGAGGGGGGCGAGGCGGAGGCCAUGUCCAAUGCCCAGAGGAGCACACUGAAGUGGGAGAAGGAGGAGACUCUGGGGGAACUAGCCACUGUGGCCCCUGUCCUCUACACCAAUGUCAACUUCCCCAGUCUCAAGGAUGAGUUCCCAGACUGGUCUACAAGAGUCAAACAGAUUGCAAAGCUGUGGAGGAAAGCAAGUUCGCAAGACAGGGCCCCGUAUGUGCAAAAAGCGAGGGACAACCGGGCUGCUCUGCGCAUCAACAAGGUUCAGAUGUCCAACGAGAGUCUGAAGAGGCAGCAGUCGCAGCAGCUGCCGCUGUCCCAGCUGCCCCCGGCCUCACUGCAGCCUCCCGACGAGGUGUUUGACCCCAACAUACCGCUAGACACAGACUUGCUCUUUAAGGACCCUUUGAAACCCAAAGAGUCAGAGCAUGAGCAAGAGUGGAAGUUUAGACAGCAAAUGAGACAGAAAAGCAGGCAGCAAGCCAAGAUCGAAGCCACCCAGAAGCUGGAGCAGGUGAAGAAUGAGCAGCUGCAGCAGCAGCAACAGCAGUCAGGCAGCCAGUCGGAGGGAGACGGUAACAACAGCGGCAACCAGAGUCCUUCCUCCCAGCACGGCAGCAACGGCAGCAUGUCCCCCAUGCAGCACAGCACCGGGGGGAAAGAGGGCUUCAUCCAACGUCAACUCCCAGGGACGCCCACCUCGGGGCCCCCUGAAGAUGUGUUCCUGCGGCCCCCUCCUCCCCCUCCUUCAGGGGGGUCCUCUCAGCCCCAGUCCCCCCAGGUGUUCUCCCCUGGCUCAUCCAGCUCCAGACCCUCCUCUCCCUGGGACCCCUAUGCCAAGAUGGUAGGGACUCCCAGACCUCCAACUCUGGGGCCCAGCGCGUGUCGCAGGAUGUCCAUGGAGUCUGGCAAGUCUCCCACCUCUUUGAUGGAGCAACAGGACAGAGGGAGGCUCACGUCUCCGGCUCAUGAGGCUUUCGGCUCCCCCACGUCUAUGAGUAGGGAGAUGGAUCCCUAUGCCAAGCCGCCUGACACCCCCAGGCCUGUUGCUGGGGACAUUGACCCCUUCCUAAAGCCUAUGUGCCCACCCAGAGUCAACCAGGGUCCCCAGGGAAGGCCCCUGAUAGGCUCUCCAGUGCGUGGAGACCCUUACUCUAGACCCAUGAUCCGCCAAGAGGCCUACCAACGGAUGGCUCAGAACAGGAUGAUCCUGUCAGACCCUUAUUCCAGACCUCUGUUAGCUCCCAUCCCGGGGAGCAACGAGCAGGGCUCAGUCCCUCAGUCUUUGUUCAAGACCCCCAUGCCUCCACCCCAGGCCCAGGACCCCUUCAACAGACCAAUGCCUCAUCCCCCAGACCGGUUCUCUCAGCAGGGAGACCCCUACGCUCAGGCCCCUCUGACCCCUCGACCUCAUGAUAGCUUCACCAGUCCACCGAGGAUGGCCCAGCACCAUACCCAGGGCCACCCCUUCCCCCAGCCCGGCCCAAUGGCACAGUUACCCAACCGAAACCCUUAUGCCCAUGCUCCCUCUACUCCAAGGCCCGACCACUUCACAUAUGACCCCUUUGCCCAACCCCCAGGACCCUCAUCAGACCCCUAUGCUCAGAUGCCAGGUACCCCUAGACCUAUGAAUGACCUUAUCAGCCAACUUCCUGGAAACAGACCAUUCUUUGAGUCCGGCUAUGCUCGACCUCCAGGCACUCCUCGUCCAAACGACAACUACAGCCAAUCCUCUGACACUUAUUCCCAGCAACCCAACACCCCUCGCCCUGGUAUGAACCAUUUCCACCACCCUCACCCACACCCCCAGCCCCCCGGUCAGAGGAUGUCCCCCGGGCACUCCAUGGAUCCCUACACACAGCAACCUGGAACCCCUCGGCCCCCCAGGUUCUCAAAGUCCCCAGGCAGCCAGCGACUAGCCCCCAUGGAUCCCUACGCUAGUCAACCUGGAACACCCAGGCCUUUGAGCAGUGACAUGUUCUCCCAGACCCCCAGGCCUAUGCUGAAUGACCCGUACGCCCAGGCUCCAAGCACCCCGCAGCCAGGGAUGGGUUCUGACAGGCUGAGCAGACUGCAGGGGCAGAGGCCUGGUCCCAUGGGGAACCAGGAUCCCUUCUCCCCUCCUCAAAGCGUUAGGCUCCAAGAUGCUCCCUUUCCACACCCUGGGUCACAGACACCAAAGCAUCACGGUGGGAUAGCCGAUGAGGGAUUUUCUCCGCCGCCGUCCAGACGGCCCAACCAGACACCUAUCCAUGAUCCUUACGAGCAGGCACCCAUGAACCCACGUCCACAGCCAGCAGACAGACCAGAUAUGAAGGAGCAGCAAGGCCAGGACCCUGGAGGACAGCUGCAAAACCCCUCCCAGAUGCCUGGAACCCCUUCUGAGGUUCAGAGUGUUUCUCUGGCCGACAGUGAGGAGAGACUCAAACAGCGUCAACGCAUCCGAGAGCUGAUCCUGAAGCAGCAGCAGCAGAGGAGUGCCAUCCGCCAGGAGAACGCUGGUAUCAUGGCCCCUGGCCCUGGGACACCUCGACCCUGGCCACACGAGGGCCACGGACAACAGGGCGAGAUGUUCAGCCGGCCCCCUCCACCUUACCCUGGGCCGGGCCCCAUGAGCGGACCAAUGAGGUUCCCUGGAUCUGGACCCUUCCCAGGGGACCAGCGAAGCCCUUUCCCUAAUGAGAGCCAGUUCCCCAUAGGACAAUACUCGGGUGAUCCUAAUAUCAGACAUCAGGGGCCAAGGUUUGCAUUUCCACCUGGUGGGCCGGGACCUCAUGGUAGCCAGGAGUUCUUCCCCAGAGGCCCUCACCCCAUGCAGGACAUUCACCCGGGGAUGAGACGCUCCAUGUCUGUAGAUAUGGCCAAGUCCAUGGGGGGCAACCCUAUGGGGCUCCCCCAGCAUUUCCCUCCUAGCGGUGUGCCAAUGCAACAGCACAACAUUAUGGGCCAGCCUUUCAUCGAGCUGAGACACAGAGCCCCUGACAGCAGGCUUCGUCUCCCUUUCGGGUCCUCUGGCAUGCAAGGGAACAACAUGGAUCCCGACCUCCAGCCCCAGAGGCCUCCUGGUUUCAUGGGAGGGCCUGAAUUCCGGUUGCCUCCAAACCAAGGCCCCAGGAUGAUGAUGGAGUCAAUGGGGGACCAGCAGAUGAGCCAAGGCCAGCUGUCCUCCAACAUUGAGAACCUCCACCAGCAUCAGCAGGCCCAGAUGCAAGGGGGAGCCAUGCCAAGGCAAGCCCAGCUAAUGAGGUCCAUGAGCCAGCCUGCUUCGAACAAGACCCAGGGUAUGUCAGCUCCUUCCAUGAUGAUACCUGGGCCUUCUGCUGGGAAGAGUGAUGGUCAGGGAGGAGUCUCCAUGGCUAACAACAAUGAUGGAGUGGACGACAAACUGGACACAGUCGAAUCGGCCGUCAAAGACCUGGAAGAUGUUGAGGUGAAAGACCUAGUCGAUGCCGAUCUGGACAACCUAAAUCUGGAUCCGGAAGAAGACGGCAAAGACCUAGACCUAGAGACCAAUGACCUGCACCUGGACGACUUCCUGACGUCGGGGAAGUUCGACAUCAUUGCGUACACGGACCCCGACCUGGACGACGUCAAGAAGGACUUGUUCAAUGAGGAACUGGACCUUAAUGACCCCAUGGAAGACCACAGCGACGCCUGUGACUUCCAGAAGGCCUUGUCUGAGAAGAGGAGUUCUAGCUGUGGCGGAGCUGCAUCUUCCUUCUCCAAUUUGACGUCUGGAAUGGGGAAGUCAGAGGGAAUGGCCGAGAAGACAGCUGAUGUGAAACAGGAAGUGAACUGCCGCCAGAGCUCCGCCUCCUCCCUGCCUUCGGAGUAUAAGAUCAAAAUGGAGGACAAAGACAACCUGUCUCAGACGUCCAAUGAGAGGACAGAGCAACAAGCAGACGGAAACACUAACAAACAAUCAGGAGUGCUCUCUGCCUCCACGCCAGUACUCUCUAGCUUACUAAUCAAGCAGCAACCAGAGGACUCCACCUGUGACAAUCAAGGCAGUGGUAACUCUAUGACACAGCCAAACCAAGACACUCAGAACAACUCUGGACUUAGUAUGGGAUCUCAAACCAUGGAUCCAACUAACAGGGGAGAAGAAGAAGGAGAAGCAUCCAUGUCUACCUUUGAGAUGGACCAGAGUGGGUUGACCCCGGCUCAGCAGGCCCUGUUGGCCCAGACAUUGGGCCAGGCGGGGCCAGGGGGGCACAGACCCCUGCUGCUGGAGGAGCAGCCCCUCCUCCUACAGGACCUGCUGGACCAGGAGAGGCAGGAGCAGCAGCAGCAGAGGCAGAUGCAGGCCAUGAUCAGACAACGCUCCUCUAGUGACUCUUUUUUUCCCAACAUCGAUUUUGACGCCAUCACUGACCCUAUAAUGAAAGCAAAGAUGGUCGCUCUGAAAGGCAUCAACAAAGUCAUGGUUCAAAACAACAUGGGGAUGACACCAAUUGUCAUAAACAGGUUUCAAGCUGGUCCUGCAGCACCAUGUCCUGAAAGCACCCCUGUUCCUCCACAGGCCGCUGGACAGGAUGGCAAGCUGACACCCUCAGUGACAAGGCCCAAUCCUCCCAAUUUUGGACCAGGUUUUGUCAACAAUGCUCAGAGGGCUCAGUACGAGGAGUGGCUCCAGGAGACCCAGCAGCUGCUCCAGAUGCAGCAGAAGUUUCUGGAGGAGAAGAUCGGCGCCCACAGAAAGUCCAAGAAGGCCCUGUGUGCCAAGCAGAGGACGGCCAAGAAGGCUGGAAGGGAGCUCCCUGAGGAGGACGCAGAGCAGCUCAAACACGUGACGGAGCAGCAGGGUGUAGUGCAGAAACAGCUGGAGCAGAUCCGGAAGCAGCAGAAAGAGCAUGCUGACCUGAUCGAGGAGUAUGGUGUGAAACAGCAGCAGGGUGGCAGUGUCAUGCCUCCCACUGUGAUGCCAGCAGCAGUGCCAGGGAUGCCACCAAUACAAGGCGGCCCUGCCGGCAUUGUACCAAGUGGGCCUCCAAUGAACCACCCAUCUAUGAACCACGUGGUGCAGCAGGUGCCAAUCCAUCCAGGCCAGCCAAACGCCCCCCCAAAACGAAUGCCCAUGCCCAACGCACCAGCAGGCUGGCAUCCUGGAGCUCCCAUGCCCAUGGGCGGACCCAAUAUGCCCCCUCAGGUUCCCAUGGGAAACCCAGCUCAGCAGCCUCAACUGCCCAUGGGCAACCUGACUCAGCAGCCCCCACAGAUGCCCCAGCAGAUGCCUCCCCAAAUGCCCCAGCAGAUGCCUCCCCAAAUGCCCCAGCAGAUGCCUCCCCAAAUGCCCCAGCAGAUGCCCAUGGAAAACCAGCCUCAGCCUCAACCCAGCGGGGUCAAACCCCCACAGGGCUCUGGUUUGAAGUUUGACGACAACAACCCGUUCAGUGAGGGCUUCCAGGAGAGAGAGCGUCGGGAGAGGCUGAGAGAGCAGCAGGAGAGGCAGAGGGUCCAACUAAUGCAGGAAGUAGAACGUCAGCGCGCCAUAAAACAACGCAUGGAGAUGGAACAGCAAGGCAUGCUGGGGCCUGACGGGGGGAACAUGGUGCCCCUCUCUCAGAUGCCGUUCUUCAAUGCUGAGCUGCCACAGGACUUCAUGCAGCAGUUAAGACCGAUGUUCCCCCUGCAGCAGCCCAUGCAGCCAGGGAUGGGCUCUCCUCCCGGGACCUUCAUACAAGGCGGAGACCGGAGGGCCAUAAUGGGUAACGGGAUGAUUCCUCAGGACACGGGACCUGGUUUUGGGCCUGAUAACAUGGUACUACAGGGUAACUUCACCCAGGGUCCACCCAGACCCCGGAGGUUCAGCGGCCCAGGCGUGAUGCCACAGAUGCCCGGAGAAGGCCCUCCAUUUGGGGGCGGCAACUCCACCACGCCCCUGCCUUCCAACUUCCCCGGCUCGGGUCAGUCUCUGAUCCAGCUCUACUCCAACAUCAUCCCGGAUGAGAAUGGCAAGAAGAAAAGAAACAGGAAGAAGAAGAAAGACAAUGACGAUGCAGAUUCUGUGAAAACGCCGUCCACGCCGCGCUCUGACCUGACUGCCCCUCUGACGCCCUGCCGGUCAGACACAUCCUCCACACCCACCAGGAACAACGCUCACCUCUUCGGGGACCAAGACCUUUCCAGGUCCCCCUUACUUGGCUCCUCCACCUCUACCCCCAGCCAUAGCCACUCAGAGCUGGAGAGGCAGCUCUCUGGAGGUCUGGGUGGAGGGCUGGGUGGUGUUGGGCAGCCUGUAGGGAUGGGUAGCCUCCCAUCAGACAUCUCCCUAGCCAGGGCCCAAGCUCUGGAGCAGGAGCGCAUCCUCAGCAACAUCAAGCUGGAGCAGACUGAGAGCACCGAGUGCCAUGGACCCAGAGAUGGCACCUCCUCGCACAUGGGCUCAGGGAUGGGCACGGUGAAGGAGGAGGGUGGAGCUGCAGUACAGAGCCCCUCCCACGGCGGGGGAGCAAAAGGGGAAUCUGGGGGUAACAACGAACUCCUCAAACACCUGUUGAAGAACAGGCAGACGCCUCUUAAUGGACCAGGGCUUCCCCACCAACGGUCAGACAAGAGCCUGAGGUCUGAGGAAGAGGAGGCGGAUGCAGACUGCAAGGCCCUGCUGCUAAGGCAGAGCUCCAUGGACAGCAACGGGGCGUACUCAGACGGACAGCUCUCUGGCCUCCCAGAGUUCCCAGGACCACUGCUCACAGGACAGGAGAAAAGGAAAGGCAGGAACAAGAGGAACCCCAAAGGAGGAGAGAGGCCCGCCUCUCGUUACAAGAAGAGGAAGAAAGAAGGGGAGGAGAAGCAACUGGUGCACUCCAGCACUGAUACACUAAUGACCCAGCUCAAACAGCAGAACAAUCUGAGCAACCCCCCCACCCCGCCGGCUUCACUCCCUCCGACUCCUCCACCUGUAAACCGACAGAAGAUGAUCAACGGCUUUGCCACAACAGAGGAGCUAGCCAGCAAAGCUGCUGCCAUGGGUGAGCACUGGGGAGGGUUCAGAGGGUCCAAAAAUCUGGUCUCCAAGCCGCUCCACGUCCCAUUCAGGACAGAGGAGAACCUGCUGGCCCGAGCCAUCGCUCAGGGACCUAAAACUGUGGACGUGCCAGCCUCCCUCCCCACGCCCCCUCACAACAACCAGGAGGAACUCAGGCUUGGACAGGAGCAUUGUAAGGACCGGGACACACCAGAUAGUUUUGUCCCCUCCUCGUCCCCAGAAAGUGUGGUUGGCAUGGAGAUAAGCCGUUACCCAGACCUGUCAUUGGUGAAGGAGGAGCCCCUUUCCCCCGUCCUUCCCAUGCUCCCCACACCCUGGGGGAAAGGAUCAGAGGUUAGGCUGAAGACUGAGCUCAAGACUGAGCCCUAUGGGAUGUUCUUUGGCUCGCAUUUUGGCCCGCCGUCUAACGACAUUAAACCAGGCCUGGUGUCUGUAGCCAUCACCCUGAGACCAGCGGCUGCUGAGAACAUCACAGGUGUGGUAGCUGCCAUCUCAGAACUGCUGUGUGUGAAGAUCCCCAGCAGCUAUGAGGUGAGCAGCACCCCGGGCCCAGACAGGGGGCCCCUGGCCAUGCUCAGCGGCCUGAGGGUGGGCCCCCAAGGAGGCCUGGUGCACCGGCCGGGGGCCCCCAUGAUGUAUCCGGGCCGUGCUGGUGCUGGGGACAUGGGGGGCCCUCACCCUCACGGAGCCCCAGGCCAGCUCAUCAGGCCUGGGGGAGAAGGACCACAACAGAGGAUGAUGAUGCAACAGCAGCAGGGACAUCCACAGCAGCACAUCCGCUUCCAUCCUGAUGGACCAGGUCCAGCUGCACUCAGAGGCCCUCAUCAGAAGACCUCCGGCAGCCCAGGCUCCAAGCCCCAGUGGUGCUGCCACUGUAAGGUGGUGGUGCUGGGAAAUGGAGUCCGCAAGUCCAUCAAAGACCUUCCAGUACACAAACAGGAACAAGAAGGAUUGUUGCGUUCCGAGGGGAACUUGGUCUUCUGCAGCCACAGCUGCUUCCUUCUCUACUCUGCUUCCUCCUCGUCCUCCUCUUCCUCCUCUUCGCAGGACACGGUAGCCCUCCUGUCUCCAGACUCGGACCAGAAAGAGAGCCUGUCGAAAACACAACACCAAUACAGCAACAACAUGUCCUCUCUGGAUGUCCACUGUCUGGCCCAGCUCCAGCUCAAGCAGUCCCCUCCCUCCACCUCACCCAUCCCCUUCCCCCCAGCCAGUGACACCCCUAAGACCCCUAAGACAGAGGCCAAGUCAGACACCAUCAAAGUGACGGUGAAGCUGAAGGCGCGGGGCCCCAGGGCUCAACAGGAGGGCUGGCACCAGGGGAAGAGACACAAGGGUCUCCACUGGAGGAAGUGGACAGUGCAGGUGGUGGUGCCCAGAGGAAGCUCCCAGCUCCCUGACGAGGACCAGAUAGACGAGCUGCUGAGGAAGCUGGGAGCGUCUCUCCGCCCCGGGGCCAGUCUCAGGGACCAGCGCCGCUGCUGCUUCUGUCACCAGCUGGGGGACGGGGUCACCGACGGCCCUGCCCGACUCCUCAGCCUGGACCUGGACGUGUGGGUGCACCUCAACUGUGCCCUGUGGUCCACCGAGGUGUAUGAGACGCAGUCAGGCGCUCUGAUCAAUGUAGAGCUGGCACUGAGGCGGGGUUCGGCGGUCCGCUGUGCCUUCUGCCAGCAGAUGGGCGCCACCAGCGGCUGCCACCGCCUGCGCUGCACCAACGUCUACCACUUCACCUGCGCGCUGCAGGCACACUGCAUCUUCUUCAAGGACAAGACCAUGCUGUGCCACGCCCACCGACCCAGAGGCUCCGCCCACGGUGGCUCUGGCCACGUCCUGGAGCACGAGCUGCGCUGCUUCGCUGUGUUCCGCCGCGUCUACAUCCAGAGGGACGAGGUGAGGCAGAUGGCCAGCGCCGUACAGCAGCCCGAGCUGGGCUACACCUUCAGAGUGGGCAGCCUGGUGCUCUAUGCCGUGGGUCAGAUCAACCCGUCCCAGAUGGCCGCCUUCCACUCGGCCACAGCCAUCUUCCCCGUGGGCUACGAGGCCUGCCGCAUCUACUGGAGCAUGCGCCAUGGCAACCGUCGCUGCCGCUACCUGUGCUCCGUAGAGGAGAGGGAAGAGCAGCCGGAGUUCAGCAUCCGCGUCAUCGAGCAGGGAUACAAGGACCUGGUCCUCACUGACUCCACCGCCAAAGGAGUGUGGGAUAAGGUCCUGGGUCCAGUGGCUGACAGGAGAACUGAAAUAGGAACUUUGAAACUCUUCCCUGUCUAUCUGAAAGGAGAGGACCUGUUUGGGCUCACCGUCUCUGCAGUUACCAAGAUCACUGAAUCGCUCCCAGGGAUAGAGGCCUGUGACAGGUAUACCUUCCGUUACGGCCGUAACCCUCUGAUGGAGCUGCCCCUGAUCUUUAACCCCUCCGGCAGUGCCCGGGCCAUGCCCAAAACCAGCUCCCCAUCCACCGCCGUUGUCAUUAGGCCCCAGCCGGUAUCCAGCACCACCAAUACCUCCUCCAGGUGUCAGAACACAGCCCAGGGGGAGGGUGGUGUACCCCAUACCAAGCCACCCAUGGUGCACCACAGGUCGUCGCAGUACCGCUGGAUGAAAAGUGAGUGGAGGGCCAACGUCUACCUCGCUGCCUCCAAGAUCCAGGGCCUGGGUCUAUAUGCAUCCAGGGACAUAGAGAAACACACCAUGGUGAUCGAGUACAACGGAACUGUCCUCCGCAAUGAGGUGGCCAUCAGGAAGCAAAGGACUUACAAGUCUCAGAAUCGUGGCGUGUUCAUGUUCCGCAUCGACAGUGAACAUGUCGUUGAUUCCAGUCAGACAGGGGGUCUAGCAAGGUACAUCAACCACUCUUGUACCCCAAACUGUGUCGCUGAGGUGGUAACCUUCGAAAGAGGUUAUAAAAUCAUCAUCACCUCCAACCGCAGAAUCGAGAAAGGAGAGGAGCUUUGUUUCGACUACCAGUAUGACUGUGUGGAUGGCCAACACAAGAUCGCCUGUCACUGUGGAACAGCAGACUGCAGGAAAUGGAUCAACUGAGAAAAAAAUAAAAUGACAACAACAAACACAAAUGCAUUCCUUGCCAUAUUAUGCAGAUGCCCUGAUCUCUGUGUAGAAAGAGUGAGGUGCUUCAGACUUUGUUAGAACGAGCAGAAGGCCUGAGUAAACCCUAAGAGUGACGUGUGAAUGGAUUCCCAUGUUUGGAAGCAUAGACUGAAGAUGGACAGAAGGAAAGGGUGUGGAAAGAGGAGAGCAGGAAGAAACAACAGCAGAUAGACAUGUGAUUCGUGCCAUAUUAAGCGAGAGGAUGGGUUUUGAUGGAAGGACUCUGUCAAUGAGUGCAGCAUCUGUGUAUUAUUGAGAUGAUAUACAGUAGGGCACAGAUGAGAAUCCACCAGCGAAUGAGGAGAGCGCACUGUGCAGGGCGUGGACCCUAUUGGUUGUUAAGGGCAGGCCCUUUUGUUUAAAACUUUAAAUGUAAAACCAUUUGACUAAAUGUAGACAUCACUGAAUGGGGAAUGUACAGCAAUGACUACCGCGAAGGGAAUAUUAACUUGCACUAAAAAAAAAAGACACGUACACACAAACUUUAAGAUACUUGAUUCCAUGAGUCAGUUUUAUCAUAGGUUUCUGUCAUGUGAUUUGAGUGAAAUUCGAGAGGGCGUUUUGUAUUUAUUAUUGAAUGAAUGAAUUUUUUUCUCAAAAUGAUGAGACAAUAAAAAGAAGGUUAAACUGAUAUUGUUUUCUGAAGAUUGAAGAAAUUCUGUUACUUGUGUACAAAUGUAUAUAAACAAAAAUAUAGGAAUAACUGACCAAAUACUACCUUAACCUUCUUGAUGUUUGGGUGUUUUUUAAUUAUUAUUUUAUUUUUUGUCAUUGCAGUUUAUUUAAGAAGGCUGUCAUAAUAUCAGUUUCAGAGUAUAUAUUAUGAUUAUUCUGUACAGAAUUUGUAAAAUAACCACAAUAAUUCACAAAGUAUUUUUGUUGUAUUAAAAGUAUGGUAUUGUAGCUUAGUGUUUUUGUGAUUUACACGUACUUUGACCACUCAAAAAGAAAUAUUUUUGGUGACUGAGUGUGGAAAUUAGUUAUUGGUUAAAGAAUAAAAAAUGGUAAAGACAUCAUUCUGACAUCUUUGCUGUUAAUCAGGUUUGAUUUUAUAGAGCUGUGAAAAAGGUUUUAAACCACCCAAACACAAUUUUAACUUCUUUUUAACCCAAAUAUGUGUAGGAAUAUAACCUUGUUUUUUCUGUUUGUUUUUUACGUAGAAAUUGUGUACAGACGUCGUAUGACAUUGCUUACUGCUUCAGGCGUUUGAAAUUAAAGUGUACUGAAAAAAUAAAAUAAUGUUUGUAGCAGAGGAAAAGGUCUGGACAUUUGGUGGUGCUACAUUUUGAAAAGAGAUGACAUUCUACUUAAUCAGAAAUGUAUGUGAUAUUGACACAUCACAAGUCACAUACAGUAGUUAGAAGAUGUUUUGCGAGCACAAUUUCAACUCGACUGUAAAAUAUUGGAGACAGUCUUAGAACUUGUAAUGUAUAUGGCAUGUAUUUUUUUAACUUUCUGAAGACUCAAUUGUAUAUAUUUUCUCAAUGAAUGGUUGUAACAAAAUUGUUUCUUGGAUAUUUUUCUUCUCUUGUAUAAAAUGACAUCAUCCUACCAGUGUUUGUGCAAAAUUUUUCUUGGUCCUGUAGUCUCAAAAUGUUUUUUAAAAUGCAUUUAGAAGUGUACAGAAAAAUGAGGGUUGGAGUUUGGAAUUGAAUUUAGAAGCAUUUACAAAAUAAACUAUUUUACAUCUUAA